GCCACAGCGCCGGGAGCUGCAGGCGAAGCAGGGGCCGCCCCUUGGCACCCUGUCCCCGCCCCCGGCCCCCGGCCCAGUCGCCCACCCCACCGACUCGCAGGGCCUCUGGCUAGUUCCGCCGUCUGUCCGGCGCCAGCGGAGCAAGACAGAAGCAGCGGGUGAGUAACUCCGCGGAAUCGCGGGGGCGGGGGGCUUCUAUGCAAGAUGAGGAUGUAGGGUUCUGGGACCCCCUGAAGGUCUCCAGAGGUGGGUCGGGCUGGAACAGGGCCCCAGACCCCUUUGAAAGGCAAGCGCGGUGCGGAAGGGGCGGAGAGCUCAGAGAUGGGGCACCCCUCUGGAAGAAGGACCCCAGGUCUCUAAAAGGUUUCUCUAGGUGAACCUCUAGGGAUUGGUGAUCAUUGAGAAGGCUAGGGGAGGAAUAGUCCCAGCCCACAGCCCAACCCCGAAGCAGAGCAGCCGUCGGGUCAGGACCCACACUCCCUCACUCCCUCCCGUUGGCUCUUCUUCAAGGCGCCGGAAGAUGAAGCCCCAAAGCGCCCGUUUCCCGCCCGUCUCCCUGCCCUCCGUUCCCACCUUGGCCCACCGGGAGCCUCCAGUACGCUCUAGCCCGUUGGAGUCCUCUGUCCGCGACCUUGAGCCCCGACGGAAAACACCCCUGUUCUCUCCUGUUUCCCUUCCCCCUCUCCAGGAGUACCCUCUCUUUUACUCAUCCGGGGAGAUACAUCUCCCAGCCCUCCACCCUCCCAGCUCUUAGAGGAAGUGUUAGGCACAAUGAUUUGGCCCAAUAUCCAGCACCCCUCUCUCUUCCCCUAAAGUACAGAGGCUUCUCUCCGCCUCAGGAACAGUCCUGGGGGCCAUAGCUUUCCUGAAGUGAUCACUUAAUAAUCGAAAAUCUACCCCACGGGCGCCCAGAGCACCCUUUCCCGACUUGUCCCCAGCAGGGGUAGGGGCUCGAGAACCCGCGGAAGCACAUUGCCCACGCCCAGAGACUACAGGAACUGCGUGCCUGGGGGUUGAUGGGAGGGCGGGGCAUCGGAGAACCUUGGCCCUUUCGACCAGGACCCAGACGUGAUGGAGCCGGGAGAUGGGCCCAAGGCCACUGCCCACCUGUCUCCAGUUGGGUUCAGCAUGGCGAACUUCACACCUGUCAAUGGCAGCUCAGCCAAUCAGUCUGUGCGCCUGGUCACAACAGCCCACAACCACCUGGAGACAGUGGAGAUGGUGUUCAUUGCGACAGUGACUGGUUCCCUGAGCCUGGUGACUGUGGUGGGUAACAUCCUGGUGAUGCUGUCCAUCAAGGUCAACAGGCAGUUGCAGACAGUCAACAACUACUUCCUGUUCAGCCUGGCGUGUGCAGAUCUCAUCAUAGGGGCGUUCUCUAUGAACCUUUACACCUUAUACAUCAUCAAGGGCUACUGGCCCCUGGGUGCCGUGGUCUGUGACCUGUGGCUGGCCCUGGACUAUGUGGUGAGCAAUGCCUCUGUCAUGAACCUUCUCAUCAUCAGCUUUGACCGCUAUUUCUGCGUCACCAAGCCCCUCACCUAUCCAGCCCGCCGCACUACUAAGAUGGCAGGCCUCAUGAUUGCAGCCGCCUGGGUCUUGUCCUUUGUACUCUGGGCCCCUGCCAUCUUGUUCUGGCAGUUUGUGGUGGGCAAGAGGACAGUGCCUGAUAACCAGUGCUUCAUCCAGUUCUUGUCCAACCCGGCGGUGACCUUCGGCACAGCCAUUGCUGCCUUCUACCUGCCUGUGGUCAUCAUGACGGUGCUGUAUAUUCAUAUCUCGCUGGCCAGCCGCAGCCGUGUUCACAAGCAUCGACCCGAGGGCCCCAAGGAGAAGAAGGCCAAGACUCUGGCUUUCCUCAAGAGCCCUCUGAUGAAGCCGAGCAUUAAGAAACCUCCACCAGGGGGCGCUUCUCGAGAGGAACUGCGCAACGGGAAGCUAGAAGAGGCUCCUCCGCCAGCCCUGCCCCCGCCUCCACGCCCAGUGGCUGACAAGGACACUUCCAAUGAGUCCAGCUCAGGCAGUGCCACCCAGAACACCAAGGAACGGCCACCCACAGAGCUGUCCACCACAGAGGCCGCCACCACACCAGCGCUGCCCGCUCCUACCCUGCAGCCACGAACCCUCAACCCAGCCUCCAAGUGGUCCAAGAUCCAAAUUGUGACAAAGCAGACAGGCAGUGAAUGUGUGACUGCCAUCGAGAUCGUACCUGCCACGCCAGCUGGUAUGCGCCCAGCAGCCAAUGUGGCCCGAAAGUUUGCCAGCAUCGCUCGUAACCAGGUGCGCAAGAAGCGGCAGAUGGCGGCCCGGGAGCGCAAAGUGACUCGGACAAUCUUUGCCAUUCUGCUGGCCUUCAUCCUCACCUGGACACCCUACAAUGUCAUGGUCCUGGUGAACACCUUUUGCCAGAGCUGUAUCCCCGAAAGGGUGUGGUCCAUCGGCUACUGGCUCUGCUACGUCAACAGCACGAUCAACCCUGCCUGCUAUGCACUCUGCAAUGCCACUUUCAAAAAGACCUUCCGGCACCUUUUGCUGUGCCAGUAUCGGAACAUCGGCACAGCCAGGUAGACGGGCAGGUGCCUUAGGAGGUGCUGGUGUCAAGAGUGUGUACCGGGGAACCACAUGGCUCACCGGCUGUGGAGGAGAGAGUAGGCGGCCCCACUCUGAGUUCGCAUCUGCUGAAGAGAACAGGUCUCCCAGACACCGUGAGGUACAAGAGGCUCUUCGCUGGGAUGGGAGAGCAGAUCUCUACUGAAGCCUAGGAGGCUCGGCCCAGGGACGGUCUGAACUGGCACCACCUGGCCCAUAUCUUUUACCUUGCCUCAGGAAGAUGGGGGACGAUGGCUGGAGUGGGCAGUGGCUCUAUCAAGGCCAACCAUCGGUGGAGGUGGAUGAAUAGAGCAGAACUUGGGAGCAUCUUGAGAGGAGCAAAAGGAGCCAGGCUUGCAAGGGUGGGGUCCCCCGUUAUGCUGUAAUCGGUGCUUUCCGCCUUCCUGCGCCCUCCUCUCCCUUGCAUGUAGGCUCAGCCCUUCCCCUGCCCCCAAGUCCCACUCCAAGGUGAGGGACUUCCCUGCCACUGUUGCUCAGCCAGGCUCUGGAUGGGAAGCCAAGCCCUUUGGCACUCCCCUGGCCAGCAGUCAUCUGGACAGGGCAACUGGGAGGCCAUGCUAAGCCGAGAUACAGACUCCAGGGGACUGAAUCAAUUAAUGGUGGAUCUUAUUGUCAAAUUGUCAAGAACCCCCCCCCCCAGGUCACACAUCAAAUGAACAGCAGUGGGCAGUGUUCCUCUCUACCUCUGAGCGGAGGGAGGUAUGGGUCCAAGGAGGGAAAGGUGAUGGUGGGGAACUUGGUGAUCCAUACAGCCCACAGUGGCGAAUGACACAAGCAAGCACCCUCAUGGAUCCCCAAUGAGAAAAUUCCAGACUUGCAGUAGCCUGGACCAGAAACUCUUGAUGAGCUGGGACAGAGUUCAAGUGAGUCACCUAGGUCCCCUUCCCUAACCCCAGCCCUGUGGGUCCCUGGGAGACUUUUUUUUUUUUUUUUUUUUUUUUUGUAAAUGUUCUGCUCUUUUUCCACGAGCUGUAGGGAGCACUUCCUUCAUAGCCCUCAGCUCCCCUCAGUCCAUCUUUCCCCAUCUUCCCACCUCCGACAGAGCUCCAUGGCAAACUGGGAAGGGGCUUUUAUAUAUUAAAAAAGAAGCUUUUAUUGGAAAAAA
Messenger RNA from Mus musculus (house mouse), 3715 nucleotides. It is a transcript of the gene Chrm4, whose product is annotated as cholinergic receptor, muscarinic 4. The transcript has 2 exons. The record is from RefSeq and is marked validated. Gene Ontology annotation, biological process: G protein-coupled receptor signaling pathway; regulation of locomotion. Gene Ontology annotation, molecular function: G protein-coupled receptor activity; G protein-coupled acetylcholine receptor activity. The coding region runs from base 1129 to 2568 and encodes 479 amino acids. NCBI's taxonomy places the organism in Eukaryota, Metazoa, Chordata, Mammalia, Rodentia, Muridae. Gene Ontology annotation, cellular component: postsynaptic membrane; membrane; plasma membrane.